Penicillium brasilianum is the source of this 1756-nucleotide messenger RNA. NCBI's taxonomy places the organism in Eukaryota, Fungi, Ascomycota, Eurotiomycetes, Eurotiales, Aspergillaceae. The record is from the annotation of a GenBank genome assembly.
CAACCUUCCAACACAUCAUGGCUCCUGGGAAACCCCGUUCUGGGCGGUCACUUGCAGACCAGCUCGCAGAUCUUGAAGACCCAACUCCCAAGGACUUUGAUCCCGAAGACAUCGACCAUGAUGUGCAGUCAAGUGGUGAUGAAGGGGCUGGCAAAGAGUCAGAUCUGAAUGCUGGCAGAGAACACUAUCAAUCGGUGGGCAAAGGAAAACUCCGAAAGCAAGAGCCCGUUGAUCUGGGAAAGCAAUACGCCGGCGCUCGUGUUAGCAGAGAUGACCUGGAGGCUGAUAGUGACGAUGAUCCGUUUGCGGCACGUACCGACGAUGAGGUCUCGUCCGAUCAAGACGAUGAUGGCGACUCCGCCUCGGGGUCUGAACUCCAGAGGACAGAGUCACAGAGCGAUGGGGAAUCACCGCAACCUAUGGAGCUCGCGGAGGCGGAUGAGGAAAGCGAGAAUUCGCACGGUGACCAGUACGAGGAUGAUAGCAGUGAGGACUCGUAUGAUGACGACGAGCAGGAAGAUGACCAAGAAGUCGAACCUGUCGAAGAGUCGACCACGAGGGGUAACCGCGGGGCUAUUUAUGAUCGCAGUGGGCCGAAGCAAGGGGAUACUGAUCGAGAUGAGCUGCGGCGAUUGAUGGCGUCAGAUCAGAAGACCAUUGCUGCAACCAUCUCACAAGCUGCCAAAGCAGAUGCGGCAAAAGGCAAGGCCGUCAAGGAGCAACGUACCACGUUCGAUGCACUAUUGAACAGUAGGAUCAAGCUGCAAAAGGGCUUGGGAGCGAUGAACGAGAUGGUGGUUGUGGUUGGGGAAGAGGAAGUAGAAGAGGGCGAGAAUGGUGAAGAAAAGAGAAAUUCGGAGGCGAUCAAGUCUGCUGAAAAUGCCGCCCUUGCCCUUUGGUCUACUCUGGAAGAACUGCGCAUUGCUCUUGCCGAUGCCCACUCUAAGGACGGAGCUAAAAAGCGCAAGCGCCAAGAUCUUAUCACCAAUUCCACUUCGACUACCUCCCUCUGGGAGCGCAUGUCCAACCUGGAGUCCGAGUCCCUUCUCCACCGUCGAGCCGUUCUCGACAAGUGGUCUUCCAAGGUUCGCGGCACCGCGACCUCCCUUCCCAAUGCCCGCGGAAAGCUGCUUGGCUCUGCUUCUGGUACUCAGACAAUCACCGCCGUCCUUGAUGCGCAUGUUGCUACAGAGAUUGGUGAUCGUGCGAACAAACGUGCACGCCAAACAACUGUCUCCAAUGGCUCAACAUCUAGCGGACUUGCUGAACCCGUCUAUGAUGACACCGUUUUCUAUCAAUCUCUCCUUCGCGACCUUGUCGAGCAACGCAUGUCUUCCUCCGAAGCCAUGACCGGUGGCCUUGAUACCCUCCACCAGCUCCCCUCUCGCCUGCCAAUUCACCCCAUUACUGGUAUGCGCAACGACAAAAACAGGAAAGAAGGCGUUGAUACACGAGCCUCAAAGGGCCGUAAAAUGCGUUUCAAUGUGCAUGAGAAGUUGCAGAAUUUCAUGGCCCCCGAGGACCGUGGCUCGUGGACAAUCCGAGCCCGGGAUGAAUUCUUCGCUUCCUUGCUGGGUAAAUCAGCAAGUGGCUUACUGGGUGAAGGAGACGAGAGUGCCAGUGACGCUGAGUCCGAUGAGGAUCGUGAGGAAGGUGGAUUGCGUCUGUUCCGCAACUGAUCCUAUUUGCGCGGAUAGCACAGCUACGACUUGUACAUGUAUCAUUCUCAAACCUAAACAUUGGAUCCCGAUCGUAA